Molecule: messenger RNA, 1241 nt
Organism: Musa acuminata AAA Group (dessert banana)
Lineage: Eukaryota; Viridiplantae; Streptophyta; Magnoliopsida; Zingiberales; Musaceae
Product: pathogenesis-related thaumatin-like protein 3.5
Exons: 3
Coding region: 18-887 (289 amino acids)
Biological process (GO): defense response
Cellular component (GO): extracellular region
Source: RefSeq, a predicted model, not a curated record
CCUCGUAGCACCAACCCAUGGAAGCGUCGGCCACCUCCAACGUGUUGGCCUUUGUGCCAAUAUUAGCUCUUCUUUACAGGAUUUCGGAUGGUUGCACCUUCACCGUAUCCAACAACUGUCCCCACCCGAUCUGGCCCGGGACGUUGGCCGGGGCCGGCACACCCCAGCUCCCGACGACCGGCUUCCGGCUCGAUUCCGGGCAGACUGCUCGGAUACGAGCGCCACCCGGGUGGUCAGGCCGGAUAUGGGCUCGAACAGGAUGCAACUUCGACACCAACGGAGCCGGCACGUGCCAAACCGGAGACUGCGGCGGACGGAUGGAGUGUGGAGGCAUUGGGGCUCUACCGCCGGUGACAUUGUUUGAGAUCACCCUCGGCAAAGGCCUGGACGAGGAUUACUACGACGUGAGUCUCGUGGACGGAUACAACUUGCCUGUCGUCGCGGCACCGAGGGUGCUACACGGAGGUUGUAACGCGACCGGAUGUUUAGCAGAUCUCAACCGUGGUUGUCCCAAGGAGCUUCGGGUGGACGGUGGCGGUGGGGUGGUGGCAUGCAGGAGUGCUUGUGAGGCAUUCGGGCUGGAUGAGUACUGCUGCAGCGGGGAGUAUGCUAACCCCUCCUCCUGUAAACCAUCUUUCUAUUCAACCAUCUUCAAGGCUGCCUGCCCAAGAGCAUAUAGCUACGCAUUUGAUGAUGGCACAAGCACCUUCACCUGCAACGCCUAUGAUUACACCAUUGUCUUCUGCGCCAAUGUCAACAGGAUGAGGAGCUCACACAAUUAUUCUAAGGGUCAACCUACUGGUGACGAACCUGCGGAUACGCCAUCCUCUGCGAACAACCUUCCUUUUCAUCUAUGCUUCCUCGUCUUGUUCAUUCUGUUCUUCUAGGGUAGCUGAAGAGAUCUAUGAACACACGUCGUGACCUAGUUGAUCUCUAUCAUGACAGCUCAAAGAGACAGGCCAGGCCAAACUAAAGUUGACAUAAACUCGUGCAAGGAUCUUUGCCAUGCGGAGUUCAUCACACGUUGUGACCUAGUUGAUCUCUAUCGACCACACUUUCGACAGUCUCAAUCAAGGAGCCAGUGGUGUGCAAAAAAGUUAGAGAUGUAGAUCUCAAUAUGAUCUCUUGGGAGGAGAUCGUAACGAGCUUCCUUGGUGAUUGCGUCUUAAGAACUCGUUAUGCUUGACAACAAAUGGUACUAAAAUAUUAUUAAAUCCUCAAAAUAACCAGCAUGUACUCUC